Messenger RNA from Sphaeramia orbicularis (orbiculate cardinalfish), 1767 nucleotides. It is a transcript of the gene nsmaf, whose product is annotated as neutral sphingomyelinase (N-SMase) activation associated factor. The transcript has 18 exons. The record is from RefSeq and is a predicted model, not a curated record. Bases 1 to 1767 code for a protein of 588 amino acids. NCBI's taxonomy places the organism in Eukaryota, Metazoa, Chordata, Actinopteri, Kurtiformes, Apogonidae. Gene Ontology annotation, molecular function: protein binding.
AUGCUCCAGUGGCAGCGUGGACAUCUCAGUAACUACCAGUAUCUGCUGCACCUCAACAGACCUGGCCGACCGCAGCCUGCAACGACCUCUCCCAGUAUCCGGUUUUCCCCUGGGUCCUCGCCGACUACACUAGCCCACAGCUGGAAAAUCCUCGUUUCAGAGGGAUGCCCUGAGCCUCGUUUCCUGUACGGCAGCCAUUACUCGUCUCCGGCUACGUCCUGUUUUAUCUCGUCAGAGUCGAACGGCCGCUAUGACCACGCAGAUCGCAUGUUUAACAGUGUGGGUGAAACGUGGAGAAACUGCUUAGACGGAGCGACGGAUUUCAAAGAGCUGAUUCCAGAGUUUUAUGGGAACGACUGCAGCUUCUUGGAAAACAGGUUGAAUCUGGAUUUAGGCAGAAGACAGAACGGAAGUUUAGUGGUUGAUGUUGUUCUUCCACCGUGGGCCUCAGAUGCUGCUGAUUUCCUGCAGAAGCACCGGGCGGCGUUGGAGAGUCAGUUUGUAUCGGAACACCUCCACGAGUGGAUCGACCUGGUGUUCGGGUAUAAACAGAGAGGCGCUGAAGCAGUGGCCGCUCACAACGUUUUCCACCCGUUGACCUACGAAGGCAGCAUCGAUUGUGACAGCAUCGAGGACCCGGACCAGAGGAUCGCCAUGUUGACCCAGAUCCUGGAGUUCGGUCAGACGCCCACCCAGCUGUUCACCUCCCCCCACCCUCAGAGGAUCACCCCCCGCUUCCACAACAUCACCCGCAGCCCCAGCAUCACCUCGCCCAUCAGCGAACUGUCUCCAGCCUCUCCGAGCGCCGACUCGUCCUUCGAGGAUCUGACGGAGGAGAGCAGGAAGCUGGUCUGGGCCAACAUGGGAAACCUGAAACCCGUCUCCAGCCACAAGAUCCAUAAAGAGGCUGUAACAGGAAUCUCUGUGAGUCGAGAUGGAUCGGCUAUUUUCUCCACAUCCCAAGAUUCGACUCUUAAAAUGUUCUCCAAAGAGUUGAAGGACUUCCAGAGGAGCAUGUCCUUCUCUAAUAUGGCGUUGUCGUCGUGUCUGAUGCUCGCGGACGGUAAAACGGUGGUGUGUUCGUCGUGGGACAACAACGUAUAUUUCUACUCCGUCCCGUUCGGCCGGCGGCAGGACACGCUCAUGGGCCACGACGACGCCGUCAGCGCCAUCUGCUGGUUUGACGACCGCCUCUACACAGCGUCCUGGGAUUCCACGGUGAAGGUUUGGCAGUGUGAGUCUGAAGGUUCAGCCGCUCAUAAGAGGUCACAGUUUGAGCUGCUCGCAGAGUUGGAACAUGAUGCCGGGGUCAACGCCAUUGCUCUGAGUCCUGCUGGGACUCUCCUGGUGUCUGGAUGUAAAGAUGGGACGGUGACCAUCUGGGACACCAGCAGCUACGGCGCCCUGCAGCAAAUCCCCUGCCACGCCGCCGCCGUCCACCACAUGGCCUUCAGCCCCGAUAGCCGCCACGUCCUCAGCGUCGGCGCCGACUCCUGCAUGAAGGUCAUCGACGUCCAGACAGGGAUGGUGAUCUCAUCUGUGAAAUCUGAGGAGGAGCAAAGGUGUUUCUGCUGGGAUGGGAACUCUGUGUUAUGUGGAGGUCAGUCUGGAGACCUUCUACUGUGGGAUCUACUGAGUAACACAGUGACCAGGAGGAUCUCUGCACAUUCAGGUGCUGUUACCGCCAUGUGGAUGAACGACCUCAACACCACGGUGAUCACCGGCGGCGACGACCGACAGAUGAUCUUCUGGAGGGUCCAGAGUUAA